AUGGUCAGCGGUCGCCCCAACACCGACAAACGCGCGCACAAGCGUGCGAGAAAGGAAGAGUCGCACGAGGCUGCCGAGGACAUCGACGGUGCCGCCGCUUCAUCUCCUGAGGCACUUCAGGACCAGCUGGUUCCUGCAAUGCAGGAAUUUGAUAUCAAUGCAAUCCUCAAGAACAGCGCCCUCGCCGCCAAGGUCGACGACCAAGCAAUCACUUUGCAAAACCAGGCUACCACCCUCAGUGGCCAGGCCAUCAUCAUCAAGAAGCAAACCAACGUCCUGCAUCGGUUUGAGAGAAAACUCGAAACAUUCGCCGAGGAUACCAGGGCCGCGGUUGAAACCGCCAAUGUUGUCCAAGACCAGAUCGGCCGUUACGUGGGCCCUGUGGAAAAGCAUGGAAACCGCCUCAAUUUCCUCGAGGCCAAACAAGAGGGCAGCGGCAACUUCAUGCUCGCUUGCCUGCAGAGGAUGGGCGAGUUUACCAGCCAACUGAAGGCCGUGCGUGCUGAAUUGGCCGCGACCAAGCAAGAGUUGGCAACCACCCAGCAAGAGUUGGCGGCAACAAAUAUCGAGUUGGUGGAGAUCAACGUGGCACUGGCCGCGACUAAAAAAGAGUUGGCGGUUGUGAACCAGCAUGUCAAUGCGAUCCAGACUGUUGCUCUUGACAAUGAUGACAACCUACGAUGGCACUAUGGAAAGCAUCUCUUCCAGGUCUCGACGGCCGUAACAAAGAUCCGUUACACCCUGUCCUCCUCCGAGCUCGAUGGUGGUCCGCCGCCCCCCUGCGGUGACUCCGUAUGGUCCAUUUUCCAGCACGGCAUCGACAUUGAUCCCGAGAGAGCUGCCAUGAUUUCCUUCUGGCAGCCCGCCAACCACCUUGAAGCGCUCGUGGGCAAGUCACCAUGCCCUGCCAAAUCCAUGGUCGAUCCCAAGCACCAAGACUCGAUGCUGAUCUGGUCGUACGAUCAGAUGCAGCGGGGAACUGCUCGUCUCGGAGCCAUCCUCGACAGACACAACGUCCCCGCCGAUUCGAUGAUUCUCACUUUUAUUCCGCACGGCGUCGAAUGGUCGCUCGUCAUGUGGGCCGCCGCACUGAAAUGCCAUACCCUCGUCUGUCGGACAGUCCAGUUACUUCACUCCAGCCUGCCCGACGACCAGCAGCUGAAGGAAUACUACUUCCGUCGGUUGCGACCCGCAGUGGUGAUUGUUGAAGAUGAUGAGUCCGCUGCGAUUGUUGACAAACUUCAGCAGGAUGCGGCAGCGGCAGGAGAUCGAUCGUCUGACUCUGGCAGCAGCUUCUUCCUCGGUAUCUGCCUCUGCCCCCUCACCCCCGCCCGCCGCACAUCCGGUAGUAACUGGAUCUCAUUUGCCUCGGACAUCGUCUCCCCCCGGCCACCUUUCACCGACGAAGAGAGCAGUGUCUCAGCUCAACAAGUCCGCGAUCGCCUAGAUCGCAUCUCCAACAUCUUCUUCACCAGCGGCACCUCAGCCUCACAGCCUAAAGGCGUACCGCGAACGACUAGAAAUGUGUGCGCGGCCAUCGCUUCGCAUACCGCCUUCUCUUCUUCUCCCCGCGCCCCUGAGAUUCCGCGGCCCGGAACCGUAGGCCUAAUCUUUUCCGCCAACAUGAUGGCCCUGUCCAUGACCUCCCCGCUAAUACAAUGGUACAACGGCGGUACGGUCGUCAUUCCGUCGCGCGUCUUUUCCGUGUCUGCGAACUUGGAAGCUAUCGAGCGGUGCGGGGUGACCAAUAUGGAGCUGAUGCGCAGCCAGCUGGUGCUGCUGGCCAAACACAAGGACUUUGCUCCGCGGAAAAUCCGGUCGAUUCGAGUUAUAUUCGUUAGUGGCGAGAUUAUCACGGUUGGGUAUCUGGAACGGGUGCGGGAGAUGUUGGGUGUUGGCGAGAACGUGUUAUUAGUGGCUGGAUUUGGAAUGACGGAGGGCGUGGGCGCGCUGGGAUAUCCUCCAAGUGUCCUAGAGAAGGGGAUGCCGAAGCCGUUGGGAGAUGUGAUGCCUGUGGGAACGGCGACGCCGGGGACGAGGGUCAAGGUGGUUGACGUUGAGAAGAAGGUGUCGGAGACAACUCAGACACCGCAGAAUGAUCAGGCUACCGCUGAGAAGGAGAAAGAGUGGGAGGUGGUGCCCCGGGGUAAGCAGGGCGAACUGCAUAUCUCAAAUGAGGCGUAUGUCGAUGGGUAUCUCGACGGAUUAGCGCCGCAGAUGUUUUAUCGCGAUAGGAAGGGCACCAAGUGGUUUCGCACAGGCGACUUGGCAGUGAUUGAUGAGAGCGGGAUGGUGUUUGUUGUUGGCCGGAUGAAGGAUAUUUUGAAGAGCUCUGUCGGGUUCUUCAAUCCCACGGCUAUAGAGGCAUUCCUGGCCAGGCACUUGUCGGUUGAGGUGUGCGUAAUCGGUAUCCCGUCUCCUAUGCAUGGCGAGAUGCCCUACGUUAUUCUAGACCGCUUACCCGAGAACGGAACGGCAACAGACGUCAGCGAGAUGUUCUCUCAGAUGAUGCCCGGGGGAUCAGGAUUCUCGCUCGGGGAGGUCAUUACGCUGAAGGAGCUGGGGUUGGACACAUGGCCGAUUACUGUUACUGGAAAGAUGCAGAGACAUCAGUUGCGGAAGAUUGCGGUGGCGUAUUUGAAGACGAAGGAUAUCAGCGGCUAUGCUUUGGACGGUUAG
Messenger RNA from Neurospora hispaniola, 2679 nucleotides. RefSeq lists its product as uncharacterized. The record is from RefSeq and is a predicted model, not a curated record. Lineage: Eukaryota; Fungi; Ascomycota; Sordariomycetes; Sordariales; Sordariaceae. The transcript is spliced from 7 exons. Gene Ontology annotation, molecular function: CoA-ligase activity. The coding region runs from base 1 to 2679 and encodes 892 amino acids.